This is a messenger RNA of Mycotypha africana, 687 nucleotides long. RefSeq lists its product as uncharacterized. The record is from RefSeq and is a predicted model, not a curated record. The coding region runs from base 196 to 687 and encodes 163 amino acids. The transcript is spliced from 2 exons. Lineage: Eukaryota; Fungi; Mucoromycota; Mucoromycetes; Mucorales; Mycotyphaceae.
GCUAUGACAACGUAGAUUAUAUAUAUAAUCAUAAAAAAAAAACCGCGACAGACCAUGCAAGCUUUUUCAACAUUCUAAUUCGUCUUUGAUGAAAACAAUAAACUCUGGUCCCUGAAUAAGUUUGGGGAGGAGAUGGGUUGUCUACACGCGUUCCAAACCUAAGAUAAGCCUUUUUUUAACAAUAAUAUUGAAUAGAUGGGUGGGGGGUGUUUUAAUGUUGAGGCUACUGAUCCGUUGGGAGGUUUUGAUAUAACUCUUACGCAUAGGCUCAUCCACGUCCUACUACACUGUUAUUUCGAUCAUUCUGACUCUAAUGAACGACGAUGGCUAUGGCAAAUAAUUUCUUUAUUACAAUUUUUCGCAAUACUAAACAUGGUUUUUUGUAAAGCACCAAAAUUUUGCCCAAGAUGUCGUUGUAACUACUUUUUUAAGGUGUCAUUCUAUUUUGAGCCUGAAGUGCAACAACACCCACAACAAUAUCUGUUUUUGGAAUUUUUACAAGUAAAGUAUGUAUGCACAAACGUGUGUCCCCCUUUUGCGCCGCUUCGAUUGCCGCUUUUAGUUUACUUUUUUGCUCUCAAUUUUACACUCCACAAAGAUAAAACUGAUCUGCAAAAAUGCAAAAGUUUUCAAACAAUGAAUUUGGAGAUUCAGGGCACGUGCGCUUACUCCGUCAAAUUCACGUAA